AUGUGCUUGUUCGGAAAUUCGCCGGUUAUGGCUGUGCACGGCGAGAAGAUAGGCGGAGGGAAAAAUAUUCUGGAAUAUGACACACACAGUCGCCCGUAUACUGGCUGUCCUCCUCCUCGGGCGGCGGCGCCGCCGUUGUCCUACAGUCCAACCUUUCGUCCCCGCCGCCGUCAAGUCUUAUGUCGACGAUGUCACGCCGGAAAGCCGUCCGCCCCACCAUAUUCCCUUCCGUAUGGCCGUGCCUUCUUAUUCCCCCGGUUGGCCACCCUACAGCGUCGCGCCGCCGCAUACGUUGACGAACUGUCGGAUCCCGACACCGACGUCCAGAAAAAAGUAAAGCUUCGAUCGGAAAACUCACGCCGCCCGUACUUCCGAUCACCCCGCAUAGAGCCGCCGCGACCUUUGGAGAACCCCGCCACCAACGAUCGCAGCCGCUUCAUACGAUGUCUUACGAUCGGAGCACGUCGCCGACGUCCUAAAAAAAACUGA
Messenger RNA from Striga asiatica, 489 nucleotides. The record is from the annotation of a GenBank genome assembly. NCBI's taxonomy places the organism in Eukaryota, Viridiplantae, Streptophyta, Magnoliopsida, Lamiales, Orobanchaceae.